AUGUCUCCUUUCAGGUCUGCAAAGGCAACGGAGAUUUGGAUGAAAUCACAAACUAAUUGGAAAACGUUGCAACGAAGAUUUCAAAAAGGACGUGAUGCAAUUUUUGCACAGCAAGAGAGGAAGCGAGCCGUCAAACGAGGUAGUUCGAUCCGCUGUGCUUCUACCAGAGCGGGCCGGCUUCGGAACUUUGCUGGAGGGUAUCAUGCUGCUGCAAGAUUCUCAGUUCCGCAAGCCACAUUGAUUAUCAACGUUGACUUACAACUGAUUCUCAUGUCAAAUUUGCCCUUGAGGUCGCACUCGCCCUUGAGGUCACAUUCACCUCAUCGAUCACAUUCACCGUAUCCUCCUCACUCACCGCACCGAUCACAUUCUCCUUAUCCUCCGCACUCUCCUCAUCGGUCGCAUUCACCUUACCCUGUUCAUUCUCCUCAUCGAGCUUCUAUUGUGACCUUUGACCACCUUCCGCCUAGCUCCGGGACUCAUCAAAUGCCUGGCUUAUAUCAUUCUGAGGCACCUCCGCCUGGCAAUAGCUUUCUUGACGAACAUUGGAACCCCAAUGCUUACGAUCACAACCUUUAUGGCCCCUACUAUCGCGCUGAAGAUGACUACUACGCAGCGUAUGCAGACUUGCUGGAGUAUGAGGAAGCCCUGCGUUUUGCCGGUGAUAUCAGUGAAGCUGAGCGAUCGAGACGUUGGCGUGACCGUUUAGCUUUUGAGGAGUUAGCAGAAUCCGAACGCACGCGUCGAUACGAGUUGAUGGCUGAGGAAGAGCGCCUAAGACUCGGACUUAUCGGAAAGGCUUGGUGGGCCAGACGCUACGGGUCUCGUCACCAUGGAAGACACACGCCUACCAUGCUUGGAAGCUGGCGUGAUCACUAUGGGAAUCGUCUUCGACGUUGGACUGCGAAUCGAUUACCACUUUCUUCAUCACUUGCUUCACGCUUUGAACGAAUGUGGCAUCAUCCAGGAAGUGUCCUGGGUGCAUCUGGCCAUCGACGAAGGCGCUCAAGCAUUGGGGCUCGACCGGAAGUGAUGUUAAAUGCAAGCCUUAAUGCGAAUCUUCAAGCAUUAACCACUGAACAAGUCAGAUUGACUGAACAAUUGAGAUCUGUUCGUGAAGAAGCUAGAAUUCGUGAAUUAGAAUUAGAAAGAACCAGAAGAAGACUCGAAACUGAAUUUGCGAUAGAACAAGAACGUGAAUUAGAAAGACAAAGAGCAGAAGCAGUUUACUUAGUUCAAAAAGCUAGACAUGAACAACAAGAAAGAGAGAUUUUAGAACGUAAUCGAAUUGAACAAGAAAGAUAUCGUGAAGAAUUGAUUAGAUGGGAAAAUGAUAGAACAAGAGUUGAAGUAGAAAGAAAGAGAUUAGAGAAUGAACAAUUAAGACAAGAAGUGGCAAGUAAUAUUCAAUCAAGAGAACAUGAACGUAGAUUGAGACGUGAAUUAGAGUUAGCUGGUAAAGGUUUACAUUUUUAA
Molecule: messenger RNA, 1476 nt
Organism: Melampsora larici-populina 98AG31
Lineage: Eukaryota; Fungi; Basidiomycota; Pucciniomycetes; Pucciniales; Melampsoraceae
Exons: 8
Coding region: 1-1476 (491 amino acids)
Source: RefSeq, a predicted model, not a curated record